GUCUUCUUCUGAGCCAUGAAGAGUUGUCUAUUUCUUUCAGGAAGUUGUCUUCCCUCGAUGUUACUGGUCUUCCACACUCUUUUUCUGAUUUCGAUUACACACGCGUAUACAGCUCUCUCUGACAGCUUCUUGCAAAGCAUAACAUCCCCAGACGCGGACUUCAAUCCUGAGAAUGGGACUCUGCUCUCUCCGAUUUUGAGGCCCAGAGUUCCUGGCACGGCAGGACAUUCAGCUGUCCAGCAUCAUUUCGUUGAUUGGUUCAGCGAUGAAUUGCCAAGAUGGAGGAUGGAAUGGUACAACUCGACCUCAACGACAGCGGCAGGUGCUGAAGUUCCAAUUUCUAACCUUGUUUUCCAACGAGAACCGCCUUGGACGAAGACAGGACAAGCCAAUUGGUUGACUCUGGCAGCACAUUACGACAGUAAGAAUGUGCCAGAAGGAUUUGUUGGGGCGAUGGAUAGUGCUGUCCCUUGUGCCAUAUUGAUGCAUGUCGCACGGUCGAUAGAUCGCUAUGUGACCCAAAUGCAUGAUGAGAUGGAUGCAUUGGGAGAAGGAGGAACAGUGCCAAUGGAUAUGGGUAUUCAGAUAAUGUUUCUUGACGGGAAGGACAGCUUUGAUGGCGAGGCGCCGGCGUUAUAUGGGUCAAGGGCGCUCACCAAGAACUGGGAGAUGAAGUCUAACCUCAUGCCGUUGAGAUACCCCAAUGCUUUGAGCCAAGUCAGCAUGUUUGUCUUACUCGACGUUCUGGGAUCCGCAAACCCCACGAUCCCCUCAUACUUCCCAACAACACACUGGCUGCACAGAAAUAUAGCGAAUCUCGAGACCCGAAUGCGCAAGAUUAACGUCCUCGAGUCGCGUCCGUCUUCGGCAUUCAUACCCCAGUCGAACGAUAUACUUCCACAAUCCGAGCCAGUAGACGACUACGUGCCUUUCAUGGAGCGAGGUGUGCCGUGUUUUCACCUGAUGCCAUCAUCUUUACCCUCGAAUCGGCACACAAUUAAUGACGACGGCGAGCACCUUGACAUGCCCACUGUCAGAGACUGGGCGAAGAUUGUUACAGGUCUUGUUAUGGAAUGGCUAGACAUGAUGGAAGUGUGGCCAGAGUAGGAG
This is a messenger RNA of Mollisia scopiformis, 1110 nucleotides long. RefSeq lists its product as uncharacterized. Gene Ontology annotation, molecular function: glutaminyl-peptide cyclotransferase activity; zinc ion binding. The transcript has 2 exons. The record is from RefSeq and is a predicted model, not a curated record. NCBI's taxonomy places the organism in Eukaryota, Fungi, Ascomycota, Leotiomycetes, Helotiales, Mollisiaceae. Bases 58 to 1107 code for a protein of 349 amino acids.